AUGGGAAAUCUUGUUUCGUCGUUUGCCCACACGGGCGACGUGUUGGUCACCUCUUCAGAGAAGGCUGAGACGCCCAUCGGCCACUUUCGACGGCCUCCCGCAACCCUCACCGUGAGCUGCGAUGGGCACAAGGGCAGCGCAGCGGUGCAACACAGGCAAAAGGCGCCGUUGUGCUGUCCAGCCCCUCGGUCCCCCUCUCAUCCUGCGGUGAACCAGACACCACCGCUCCUCCAACACAACGGUGGCCACCAUCGCUCAUACACCUACACCGUGUCUCGACUCCGACGGCCUCCUUACCCACCCCGCCCUCAGAUGCAAGGCCGCCUCUGUGGGGACAACUGA
Colletotrichum higginsianum IMI 349063 is the source of this 342-nucleotide messenger RNA. RefSeq lists its product as uncharacterized. The record is from RefSeq and is a predicted model, not a curated record. Bases 1 to 342 code for a protein of 113 amino acids. Lineage: Eukaryota; Fungi; Ascomycota; Sordariomycetes; Glomerellales; Glomerellaceae. The transcript has a single exon.